This is a messenger RNA of Triplophysa dalaica, 2224 nucleotides long. Its product is annotated as DBH-like monooxygenase protein 2 homolog. Gene Ontology annotation, molecular function: copper ion binding; dopamine beta-monooxygenase activity. The record is from RefSeq and is a predicted model, not a curated record. Bases 83 to 1852 code for a protein of 589 amino acids. The transcript has 14 exons. Lineage: Eukaryota; Metazoa; Chordata; Actinopteri; Cypriniformes; Nemacheilidae. Gene Ontology annotation, biological process: norepinephrine biosynthetic process; octopamine biosynthetic process; dopamine catabolic process. Gene Ontology annotation, cellular component: secretory granule membrane.
AGUGUUGGACUAUUUUCAAGUUUCAUGCACACUUCCUUCUUAAACUUCUCAGAAGUCUGUCGAUCUUUUUAGAGAGGGAGAUAUGGGUCUGUUAUCUGUUCUGCUUCUGGUCUUGGUUUCAGUCCGGUUGUGCUGGGCUCAGGAUGAUCCUCUUCUUCCCUUCUCUGAACACCUGGAUCCCGAGCACAAGGUACGACUGAGGUGGGGAUUCGAUGAGGUCCGGGACACCAUCUUAUUCGAGCUCACCGUCAACACCAGUGGUUGGGUCGGUUUUGGCUUCAGCCCCAAAGGAGGAAUGAACAAAGCUGAUAUUGUCCUUGGAGGAGUUGGACAGAACGGCACUUUUUUUACGGACUAUCAUGCUGUGGGUAAUUCAAUGCCUGUGGUUGACAAGCAACAAGACUACAAACUCUUGUCUCUAACCCAGUCUGAUGGACAAACAGUCAUGAAGUUUCAGAGGUCCAUCAAGUCCUGUGAUGAAAAUGAUUUACCCAUAACUACUAAUCCCAUUAAGCUCAUCUAUGCGUACGGACUGACUGCUGACAUCAAGUACCACAGUAAUCGAAGGGGCACAAAGGAGGUGAACCUGUUGAGAUACAUGCCUAAGGUCACCCCUACAGACAGCAAGUUUUUCGACAUGGUCAUGGUCAAUUUCACGGUGCCAGCCGAGCAAACUCACUAUCACUGCAAGAUCAUGAGAACUCCAGAUUUCGAUCAGAAGCAUCACAUUUAUCGGAUUGAACCGUUGAUCCAAAACGUGGAUCUUGUGCAUCACCUCCUGCUGUAUCGCUGCCCGCCGGGUGUGACAGAAGUCUAUGAAUCACAAUGUUACACAGAAAUGAGUAAUGAACAAUGUAUGGAGGUCGUGGCGGUGUGGGGAAUUGGCGGAGGGGCUUUUGAACUUCCUGAAGUGGCGGGUCUUCCAAUUGGAGGAAAUGAUGGCGACGUUCUCUACAGGCUUGAAGUGCAUUACAACAACCCAAAUAAAAACACAGGUCGAGUUGAUCACUCAGGUCUACGUUUCUUCUACACAUCUGAACUCCGUCCGCACGAUGCAGCCGCACUCACCACAGGGCUAGCGGUCGGCCCCUUAUACGUCAUCCCACCCCGGGCAAAGACUUUCCACACGUAUGGCCUGUGUGACACUACUCAUUUUCCAAAGGUUCUUUCUGAGACUCCGCAAGAUCUUCAGGUGUUCUCUGUAUUGUUACACACACAUUUGGCUGGACGGAAGGUGCGAGUCGGCCACUUCAGGGAUGGAAAACAGAUUGAUCUUCUAGCUCAGGAUGAACAUUACAAUUUUGAAUACCAGGAGGCGACUAACCUGGGAAAAAUUAAGACGGUGAAGUUGGGUGACACAUUACUGGUGCAGUGUACCUAUAAUACAGAAAACCGCACAGGACUCACAUUGGGGGGUCUCUCGACUUCAGAUGAAAUGUGCUUGGCGUUCCUCUACUACUAUCCCGCUAUGAAUCUGAGUGGUUGUUUGAGCAUCCCUGAUUCGAACGAUUUGAAAGCGGAAAUGGGGGCAAUAGAUGACAGGACCUGGAUCACUAUGAUGUUAUCAAAGACAUGGAAUGACACGUCUGUCUAUGAAUACCAACAAACGCUAAAGGGGAUCAAUCAGAUACUCAUAGUUUCUAAUUCAAAUCAGAAUGCGUCAUACAACAUUGGACUGAUUCCUGACCUCAGAGUCACUUAUUCUUCACCCUGUAACGAGUCAUUCAACAUGGGACUGAUUCCUAAUCUCGGAGUCAAUCAUUCUGCACCUGGUGUAAGUGGCUCUACCACUGAACGUCUUGCUUGGAUGUCGCUGCUUCUCUGCUUGGCGGUGCAAUGGAUCUCUUCAUGAUUUUUUGUAUUUAGCUACAUAUUUUGGCAACUUCAACCUCACUUACUCCUGCAGUCUGUAAAAAUCUUUAACUCAAACUUUUUAAAUGUAAAUGAUGACAGAUUUUUUUUCAUUUGGGUAUACUAUCCCUUUAACAAAACAUAAUAUGAUUGAGAUUUACUGCAGGCUUUUCAUUUACAAUAAGCAUACAGUGUAGCAAAAUUGGGGCAAUAUGAAGAAAAUCAGGUCAGGCUGUAGCCUAUAUGCAAUGUGCUUUAGUGGUUUUUGAUGAUAAAUGCUUUAUCUAAUUUUAUCUUUGGCUUUUUACAAAAGUUCACGUCUUACAUUUUACUAUCAACUGUUUAAAAUAAAAAAAAAACACUGGUGAAAACA